This is a messenger RNA of Cuscuta europaea, 404 nucleotides long. The record is from the annotation of a GenBank genome assembly. NCBI's taxonomy places the organism in Eukaryota, Viridiplantae, Streptophyta, Magnoliopsida, Solanales, Convolvulaceae.
UGAUAACAUUAGUGGACAAAAAUCUGAUUCCAACUCUUACACUAUUGUUCAACAUGAAUCCAAUCUCACACAAAAAUCUCCUAGUCCCAUUACAAUCAAUGAUGAUGUAUGUCAUAGUCCAUUGUCUUCUGUCAGCCCUUGUCAGUCACCUCCUACUCAUUUACAUUCUACUGAGUCAUUUUCCUUCCAUCAUAAUGUUGAAGUUAUCACCCACUAUCAUCCAACACAGAUCAUGAAGUAUGCCAUAUAUAAUUCUAAGUUUGACCUCAGUCACCAUUUGAAGUUGUAUGCGAUUGAUAAUGGCUUUCAAUACCGAACACUUACAUCAAAGAAAGGGGUAUUGCAUGUUGUAUGUUGUGAUGACAAUUGUAAAUGGGCUGUGAGGGGUGUCAAGUUACGUGGUG